UCGGACGGACUGACCGCGGAAUAUUCGCCAUUCGUUAAAAUCACGUUUAUAUGACAGUACGCAGUUACAUAAACGUAAUUAAAAUCACGUGUGCUUGAAGACGCCGACCAGAGACUUAGUUUAUCAAAGUAUCGAGUUUGUAUUUACAACAUGGCGGCACCCGUAGCUGUGCUCUCGUCUUCAAACUGACCAGUGUUUUGGACAGAGACGAUGUUACUUUCAGCUCGCCGCCUCUCCAAAGUGCUGCAGCUCACCCUGGCGGUCAUCAAACCAGAUGCUGUAGCUCAUCCUGUCAUCUUAGAGGCUCUUCACCAGAGAAUCCUGGACAACAAUUUUGUGAUUGUCAGAUCUAAAGAUGUUGUGUGGAGGAGACAGGACUCUGAGAGCUUUUAUGCUGAACAUUCAGGGCGAUUCUUCUACCAAAGACUGGUUGAAUUCAUGUCAAGUGGUCCGAUGCGAGCUUACGUUUUAGCCAGAGAGGACGCCAUCCAUCACUGGAGAGAACUGAUGGGACCGACCAAAGUGUUCCGAGCCAGAUACACCUCGCCCGCUACCAUCAGGGCUCAGUUUGGACUCACGGACACACGAAACACAACUCACGGCUCAGAUUCUGUUGAGUCGGCACAAAGAGAAAUACGUUUUUUCUACCCAGACUUCUGCGCGGAGGAGUGGAUGGAGAAGGAGGAGCCAUCGUUUCGAUCGGGAAGGAUACAUUACGACCUUAAAAAACAGAUUCACACACUUUCAAAGCAAAGCUGACCCCAGACCUGCCGUCUACAGUCUCUGAUCCCCAGAGGACCGCUCGGAUACUCUGCAAUCGUUAGUCGAUGGCUCGUACACACACGCAAGCUCCCAGAGAGGAUGUCACAAUUCGACAUGCUGUACAGAUAUAAUGUCUAAUGUCUGAUGAUCCCAGAAAGUCCAUGUUAUUUGUGCCAAUUUGUUCAUCCCAUGUUUUUGUCAGUAAAACAUAUGAAGUCAUUUACAAGGACCAUACGUGUUUUUGUUAAAUUUUAUUGUCAUUAGAAAACACGAACGACCAUAUAAGAAAAUGUAACACCGUAUUGUACAAAAUGACACGACUUAGAAAGACAAUGCUUUACAUUGUCUUCACAAACUCCUUUCCAGGCUUCACUGUAAAUACUGCAAUCGUCACGAUCAGUUUCAGUUUCCUGAGCCAUUUAGAUUGUAGCACAGCAGCAACUACAUGUUAUGUAUCUGUGUCAAAGAACAAAACUAUAUGCGUAGCUUGUGAAUAUUCACUAAUGUGAAAUAAUACUGUAAUAAUAGCUUUACACGUAUAUAUAUAUAUUUAAUCCUCAAAAGCAUCGUGAAAUAGCAAUGAGAAGGCUUCUUAGAUUCUAGGUCACUUGAGAAAUUUGAAACGUGCUAAGAAGUGAUUUCCUGUCUUCUGUAAUAAACUA
This is a messenger RNA of Anarrhichthys ocellatus (wolf-eel), 1424 nucleotides long. It is a transcript of the gene nme6, whose product is annotated as NME/NM23 nucleoside diphosphate kinase 6. Gene Ontology annotation, biological process: negative regulation of mitotic nuclear division; CTP biosynthetic process; UTP biosynthetic process. Lineage: Eukaryota; Metazoa; Chordata; Actinopteri; Perciformes; Anarhichadidae. The record is from RefSeq and is a predicted model, not a curated record. The coding region runs from base 211 to 759 and encodes 182 amino acids. Gene Ontology annotation, cellular component: mitochondrion. Gene Ontology annotation, molecular function: nucleoside diphosphate kinase activity. The transcript is spliced from 6 exons.